Molecule: messenger RNA, 1793 nt
Organism: Stereum hirsutum FP-91666 SS1
Lineage: Eukaryota; Fungi; Basidiomycota; Agaricomycetes; Russulales; Stereaceae
Exons: 3
Coding region: 506-1570 (354 amino acids)
Source: RefSeq, a predicted model, not a curated record
GUUCUGUCAAGUUUUUGUAAAAAGGUAACUUCACGUUCAUCAGCUCGGGGAGACUGUAUAGCCCCUCGGACCUCGGGGCUCGGAAGUACGCCCACCACCGCCUUUUGCUGCUCCCUCCGAGUACGCAGGUUUGACUGUACUCGGAUACCGUGAAGACAUCCCUGGCAGCGACGCAACGGUCUCUGACAAGUCGUUUGUCAGCGCCGGUGUUACGGCCUUACAGUGGGGGAGAAGAUACUAAUGAAACUCAAUCGCUCAUCAUCAUCUCUGCAUCUACCUCAUCUCCGCUGUGUCUUGUCUCAGAUGAAACUCUCUCGGUGGCAGAUAGGUCACGCCGAUGGUGCGUAUACCGUCUAGCACUGUGCUUUUAUAUUAAUACCUUGGAGUGGGGUGGGCGCGAGGUUUUGGCACCCACUUCGCGCCGUUUUUGCGCCCACUUUCGCUACUGCGAACUCCCUACGUGCUUUACGCUCCUACGACCUCGACGACGACGACGAAGACGAAGAUGGCCCUCUUGCACGUUUUGUAUUGGACUUUGCGCUAUGCGCUUCCGAAUGUCUUUGCUGCCUCGACGCCUCUAGUGGUGGAGGAUCUUGCGCACAUUCACAUUCACGACCAUGCACCGAAGUAUAGUCACGAUUACGAUCAUACCAAUAUUCACGACCUCCCUCCACCAGCUUUUAACCAAGCCUAUAUGUCCGUCUCCGCCCUCGAAGCAGGUCUCGUCGAUCUUCCGUCCCUUCUCACGGUUUCUGACGCCACACCCAACGAAAUUCACACUGUCCCCUCUCUUGCUUUCCUUCUAACGCACUCCCAAUCCGGAAAACGCAUCGUCUUCGAUCUGGGUCUUAGGCGCGAUACGGAGGCGUAUGCCCCGUAUGUGCAGAUGAUGAUCGAUAAGUGGAUGCCCGUGACUGUACCGCAGAAUGUUGAGGAGAGUUUGAGGAUGGGAGGGUUGGAAGCCAGCGAGGUCGAGACGGUGGUCUUGAGCCACUUACAUUUCGACCAUAUCGGUGAUCCUUCACCUUUCACUAAUGCCACCUUCCUCGUUGGCGCUGAUGCCAAGCCCCAAAUCACGAAUGGCUAUCCUAUCAACCCCACUGCCUCCGAAACAACGACCUGCCUCCCUCUUUCCCGCACGAACUUUCUCCCACACUCUCUCUUCGACAUUUCCAUCGGUCCCUUCCCCCACGCCUACGACUUUUUCGGCGACGGAUCACUCUACAUUAUUGAUGCUCCAGGGCACAACGCCGGUCAUAUAAAUAUCUUGACGCGGACGUCGGAAACUGGUGGAUGGAUAUAUUUGGCGGGGGAUUCGGCUCAUGAUGUGAGACUGUUGACGGGUGAGAGGGAGGUUGCGGAGGUUGAGCAGGGCGGUAGUGGGCAGAAGUUGUGCUUACAUGGUGACAAGAAGAGUGCGGAGACGCAUAUUCGGAGGGUUGGUGAGCUGAUGAAGAGGAAGAGGAACGACGUGCAUGUGCUCAUCGCUCAUGAUUGGGAGUGGUACGAGAAGGAGAAGAAGACGGGCGGGAAGGCGUUCUGGCCUGGCGUUAUUCCAGCGAUGGCGUGAGGCUCAAGAGCGGAGGAUUGGAAGGCAAGGCCUUGAUUUUAGUAUAUAAGUUAUUCUCAUUCGUUCUUCAUGCUGAUCCGGCGAACUUCGUUAGCGCUGGUGAUUUUGGUUCUGUGAUAGAUGCCUUCGUUCUUCUACUAUUACUUUUUAAUGCUCGUUCACAGCACUCCGUAUUCUAAAUCCAUAGUAUGUUCGACCUUCGACGUUUAAUAAUGCUAUUCAG